UCUAACUCCGCCAGAAUUUCAUGGGACUGAAGGGCCUGAGGCUAUGGCGGAGUGGAUCCGUCAGUUAGAGCAGAACUUUGACCUCCUGCAGUGCUCUGACGAGCAGAAGGUUAUUUGUGGUAGUUAUAUGCUCAAGGGAAGUGCUGCCUUAUGGUGGUCCGGCUAUUGGAGAUUGAGGCAGGCGGAGCUUAAUGUCCUAACUUGGGACCGCAUGAAGGAGGUGAUCAUGGAGAAGUAUUAUCCUCAGGGUUAUCGCAUGAGGAUGGAGCGCGCUUUCUGGGAUCUUACUCAGGGGACUGAUACCGUUGAGGAGUACGAGCGGGAGUUCACCCGCAUGAGCGCCUUUGCUCCACAUAUGGUGGACACUGAUUUGAAGAAGGCCCACAAGUUCCAUGAUGGUCUGAACCAAACCCUCCGUAUGCAUGUUGCUAGCCAGGGGAAUCUUUCCUUUGAUGAGACCGUUAUUCGAGCCACCCAUCUUGAGA
Molecule: messenger RNA, 485 nt
Organism: Striga hermonthica
Lineage: Eukaryota; Viridiplantae; Streptophyta; Magnoliopsida; Lamiales; Orobanchaceae
Source: the annotation of a GenBank genome assembly